Geodia barretti is the source of this 910-nucleotide messenger RNA. The record is from the annotation of a GenBank genome assembly. Lineage: Eukaryota; Metazoa; Porifera; Demospongiae; Tetractinellida; Geodiidae.
UCCUAUUACACUUGUGACAUAAGACACUUACAUUUGCCCUACUUUCCUCCCAUCUCCCCCUGCCGACACAGGGAGGACUUCAAACUGAUUCUAAGAGAAGUCCGUCGCAACAACAACAAUACUCUAUCGGGUCUGUCUCUGGACUCCAUUGCCGACCAGGUCCGCUCCAUCAUCGAGACCAGGGAGAGAAACAAGCCCGGCGGAGCCGAGUCGGGGUCAAAGGGCAAACCAUGCCUACCACUGCCUCCCGUGGCUCAGGCUCCGCCCCCUAUCAACACCUCGGCGGAGUACACGGACGAGUGGUCGUGUGUGAUCUGCUAUGAAGACAUGGACUCCAGUGACUCCAGUAGACUCAUGUGUGGCCACCGGUUCCACACUGAGUGUAUCAAGUCCUGGUUCAAGGAGCAGAACACUUGCCCCACUUGUCGCAACUAUGCUCUACUGCCAGAUGAAUACCCCUUCCUUAGCCAUUAAUGUUACCAUGAGACUUUUGAACAAUAAACACACUCAUAGUAUGUACUUUCAUAGUAUACCACUGUAUGUAAGUUAAUGAAGGUUUUUAGUCGCUCACAUAUAAGUCCAAUUCAAAACCUUCUCCUUAACUUCUUGUGGGGGAUUACGUCCCUCCCCAGACUCCAGUAUGUAGCCCCAGUCACUGAGUCGUAGACUGGGAUCUCUCCUGUGGCGAGACUGGAACUCCUCACGAUAGACGUCUCCUGCUCGAUGCAGUAUUAGGUAGUACCACAUAUCCCUUUGCCCCUCUCUUCUCUUAACCAGUUGUACGUUGGUGGACCUGUCCACUGCAUUCUCCCAUGUCAGGUGUUGGAAUGUAGCCUUGGGACAUGGAGAGUCUGGGCCUCUGCAGCAAACCAACUUUGUGCUGUUGAACCAUAUUGGCUUUUGAUGAGUG